AUGUCACAGCAGAAACAGCAAUCUUGGAAACCUCCAAAUGUUCCCAAAUGCUCUCCACCCCAAUGCCCACACUCCUGCCUGACUUCCUGCUCUGAUCAUUGUAUGGCUUCCUGUCAAGAAGACUGUUGUUCCUGCCCCCAGAAACCCCGUGCUCAGAGUGCAGCUCACCCCAGGAGGGCUCGCCGAAAGCCCCGUUGCCUCAGUGGUGGCACAACCUACCACUGCAAAGAGGAGGAAUGCUAA
Castor canadensis (American beaver) is the source of this 243-nucleotide messenger RNA. Lineage: Eukaryota; Metazoa; Chordata; Mammalia; Rodentia; Castoridae. The record is from RefSeq and is a predicted model, not a curated record.